Copidosoma floridanum is the source of this 414-nucleotide messenger RNA. RefSeq names its product tektin-3-like. Lineage: Eukaryota; Metazoa; Arthropoda; Insecta; Hymenoptera; Encyrtidae. The record is from RefSeq and is a predicted model, not a curated record.
AUGUGCGUCAUGUCCCCACGAGCUUGCAAUACAAACUAUUAUAUUAGUAUCGACGCCAAUCAAUUAGAGCUCGAUCUGAAGAAUAAAGACAGCGCUCUCAACAUUGAUCUCUUCUGCCACCAAAUAUCCAACGCCAGCAGAGGACUUCAGUAUUACUCUGGGAUAGAGCAAUACGAUCCUUGCGUUUCGAAGCCCGAGACUUGGGCCGAAACGGCAAAUCGGAUCAUCCAGAAAUCCCAGGCUGAGAGAACAAAGGCCGCCCACCUGCGAGUCGACGCCGAGACUUUGAUCAAUCGAGUGGCUCAGGAGAUGUGGGACUCGUGGAACAGCAGUAACAGCGCUCUGUCUCGAAGAUGUACAGAAUUGGUGGAAGCUAAGAGCAAACUUCANUACAGUAUAUAUUAUACACCUUGA